Molecule: messenger RNA, 1935 nt
Organism: Halichondria panicea
Lineage: Eukaryota; Metazoa; Porifera; Demospongiae; Suberitida; Halichondriidae
Exons: 3
Coding region: 148-1812 (554 amino acids)
Cellular component (GO): precatalytic spliceosome
Molecular function (GO): single-stranded RNA binding; double-stranded RNA binding; zinc ion binding
Source: RefSeq, a predicted model, not a curated record
UAGAAAAAGCUGUUGCAGUGUUUAUGUGAAAGUCUAAUUACUGCCCACGUGUGAAUUUCUUUGACCUCGUGAGUUAGGUAUCCACAUCUCUGUCUGGUUUACUGUACCUUACUCCCACUCUGUCUUACUCCCUGCUCAGACCUGCUGAUGAGUUAUUCCAGUCCUCACCAGCAAUGGCCGCCUCCUCUACCCGGACCCGUGUCCCGUAUCACCGUUACCAGGGACUACGCUCACGGUAAGACCACCCCUCGUGACGAUAAUCAACUGGACCUCUUCAGUAAAGGCCUAGCGGAUAUUGAGAGGCGACGUGCACUGCGUCAUAGCCGAAAACACGCUAGGAGUAGUGCCAGCAGUGAUGAUCACAUAAAGAAGGAAAGAUUUGAGGGGGAUCAUGGCCACAGCUACAGUACACACAGCAUUAACAGUGCCUAUCAAAGCCAAGAUGCAACCAAACAUGAAUUCUCUCAAGGGUUGCCCGAUCAUGAUGGACGCUACUAUGACCAACCCAGCGGAGGUAGCUAUGGCAAUGGAGACAAGACGUACCGUUACGAGCACGACUACCAGAAUGGUGGCAGUAGUUACUGGGACGACCAAAAAGGGGGUUACCCUAAUCACGAAUAUGUCCCCGAGAACAAUUACAAUCAUCCUGCUGCAGAGAUGUUUCAAGAGGAGCUGCAGUAUCUUGAUGGCGAUAUUGAACGUGAGAGAACGGACCCAGCUGUCGGCUACGAGUGUGAUGUGUGUCGCAUCUCUGUGAACAGCGUGUCCGUACUGCAGACCCACUUUGCUGGCUCCAAACAUAAGAAGGCCCUGGCUAAGAGGGGCAUGUCCAAUGCUCUGGACGAUCUCGUGAAGCUACCAAAAGAUGAGACAGUGAGGAAGAGCAUACUGAGAUGUACGCUAUGCAACGUCAUCAUCCAGGGAACAGAAAUGUACUUGCACUCCAUGAGCGAGCAGCAUCAGGAAAUGCUCAUUAGUGCCACUCCGAAAGAGAUGAUCGACAAAAUGACCAAAACGAUUGACGGAGAAACAGGUUGGUAUGAAACAGUAGACGUUCAAAAUGAAGGCGAAACAGAAUAUCAAAGAUACAAGUGUGCCGUGUGUGACCUCAUGCUCCCAAACAGACAAUCAUACGAGCUCCAUGUACAAGGAAAAAAGCACGAAAAGAAACUUCGAUGGACAAAUUCUGACAACCGAGACCCUGAUGACGGAGGAUACGAAAGUGCCCAGUUUUGGUGCAGUAUUUGCUGCGUUUUUUGCUCGACUGCUAACGAUCUUGACAAGCACUUCUCUGGUAAGCAGCAUGCCAAGAUAUUACGUACAAAAGGUGUGAGCAAAGAGGUGAUUCAUGAUACUCUACCUGAGAACACGAAGCUUUUCCCGACCAUCCCUGACCCACCCACCAGAGCACUCAAUCUAUAUGAUAAGAAUCUCUGCGAGACCAAGCCCAAGCCCAAGAAGGGAUUGUAUGGCUCUCUGCUCAGUGAAACGUUGCCCUCUCCUCAUUCGUCGUUCAGUAACGAACAACGUCCAUCCACCUCCUCACAGCUGCUAGUGUCUCCACCUGUGGCAGCUGGAGCUCCUCCACCACCAGAGGAUUCUGGAGAACGUACCUUAUCCCUCUCAGUCGGUGCUUUCCUGCGGUCUAUCAACGGGGAGGACCCUACGCCUAAGAAGAAGCAAUCAACCACGACCAGUCACGGCGCACAGUCGUCAGUGGUGUCACAGCUAGCCUCGAAGAAGCACUUCACACACAGAAACCCAGCUAUGUUAGUACAGUAUCCUGUCAUCAAGCGUCGUCGGUACACAUGAGCCAACUGAACAGUAUCUGUAAUUGUAAUAGCCAAUUGAUGUUUAAUUUGUUCUUGAUCAUUAUUUAUCUGGUUUGUAUUAUAUGACUGUCUUCUUUGUUAAGAAAAGAUUGUUAAGAAAUUA